AUGUCAAUAACGCGUCCAGCUGGCCACAGAGAGCUGGCGACGCGCGGGUUUGAAAGGAUCGAGGAGAUUGGAGGGUCUAAAAGGCUUUUGGAGGUGCCCACAUUUGUCCGCAUACAUCAGCUGAGCAUGGAACGAGGCAGAGGCACUCCAAGAGGGAGUUCAGCUCGCGGCGGCAAGCGAGGAGCUGGCGCUGGCGCAUCUCAGGACAAGCCAAAACGCGAAGCAAUUCUAGAUCUGUCAAAGUACGUGGGAUCUAAAGUACGAGUGACCUUUACGGGCGGACGCCAAGUGACCGGGAUCCUCAAAGGAUUUGACCAACUACUGAACCUUGUUCUUGAUCAAGUGGAGGAGCAAGUCUCUGAGCUUCAACAGAAUCCGCGGCAAUUGGGUUUAGCAGUCGUACGAGGCCCUACUGUCACCCUUAUCGCCCCCGAUGACGGUUACGAGGAAAUCGACGACCCCUUUGGCACAUCUUAG
Messenger RNA from Serendipita indica DSM 11827, 477 nucleotides. The record is from the annotation of a GenBank genome assembly. NCBI's taxonomy places the organism in Eukaryota, Fungi, Basidiomycota, Agaricomycetes, Sebacinales, Serendipitaceae.